Molecule: messenger RNA, 1735 nt
Organism: Closterium sp. NIES-67
Lineage: Eukaryota; Viridiplantae; Streptophyta; Zygnematophyceae; Desmidiales; Closteriaceae
Source: the annotation of a GenBank genome assembly
GAGGGUUUGCUGGAGGAAAGGGCGAGGGAAAUAGAGAAACUGGUAUUUGAAGUGGAGAAAUGCAAGGAGGUUGGAAAGGUGGUAGCGAGGGAGCUGGAUGCAAAGGAGGCGAGGGUAGAGGAGUGCGAGGGUUUGCUGGCGGAGAAGGCGAGGGAAUUAGAGGGACUGAAAGCGAAGUGGAGAAGUACAAGGAGGCUGGGAAGGUGCACGAGAUAGGAAUGGAUGCUCAGAAGGCCAGGUUAAAGGAGUAUGAAGGUUUGCUGGAUGUGAGAACGAAGGAAGUAGAGAGAUUGAAAACCGAAGUCGAGAAAUUGCAAGAGCUUGGGAAGGUGCAGCGACAGAAAUGGAUGCCAAGGAGGCGAGGUUGAAAGAGUAUGAGGGUUUGCUGGAGGAGAGGGAGAGGGUUUUCAAGACACUGUACACCGAAGUGGAGGCUUAUAAGGAGGAUGGGAAGGUGCAAGCGAGAGAGAUCGGUGUUAUGGAGGCGAGGUUGAAAGAGUAUGAGGGUUUGCUGGAGGAGAGAACGUGGGAAUCUGAGAGAUCGAAGAUUGAAGCAGAGAAUACCAAGAGGUUGGGAAGGUGCAAGGGAUAGAAAUGGCGGCUAAAGAGGCGAGGUUAAAAGAGUGCGAGAGUUUGCUGGAGGAGAGGGCGAGGGAAAUAGAGAGACUGGACACGAAGUGGAGAAGUACGAGGCUGGGAAGACGCAAGCGAUAGAAAUUGAUAUGAUUGAUAAGGAGGCGAGGUUGAGAGAGUGUGAUAGUUUGCUGGAUGUGAGAACAAGGGAAUUGGAGGAGUUGGAAGUGGAGCUGAGGGGAUGUGAGAGACAGCUUGAGAAUCUGCAAGGGCAGCAGAGGAGGCUGAGGUGAUGGAGGCGAGGGCUAGAGUUUAUAAACACCUUCUGGAGGAGAGGGCGGAGGAAUUUCAGAAUCUGACGCCCGAGUGAAGGGGUAUGAGGAGGGGGUUGAGAAGCUGCAAGCGGGAGCAAGGGAGCUGAGAAUGUGAAGAAGCAGGAUGCGGAGUGGCAAGAUCGGUUGAAGCGGCUGAGCAGGGAGGUGGUGCAACUGCAGCGGCGGGUGAAGGAGCCUGGAUGGCUGGUGAAGAAAGUGAAGGAUGUGGGCACGGAGAUUGAGGAGAUGACGCAGCAGCGGAAUGGGUUGCGGCAGCAGCUGAGGAACACCCAAGAGCACAGGGGGAGGUUGCGGCAACAACUGAUGGAAAUUCAAGAUAAGUCCCUCAAGGUGCUGCGUGACUGCUUGGGAGAUCUCAGCAGAGUGCCAGCAGAGGGAGUCCCGCAGCUAGUGAGCGCCAUCAGCAGCCACAUACAGCCGGUGCUGGAGCAGGAGGAGGAGGACUUGGUGGAAGUCAACCCAGAGCCCAAGCUAGGGGAGGUCAUGAGGCUGCUGGGUGACACCAUCCGGGCACUGCUUGCUGCAGCUAUCAGGAGAUGAGGUAGACACGACAGUCGCUGAAUGGGAACUCUUUUGCAACCACGUUACUUUCUUGAGAUUGUUCACUCCAACCCUACCAUGCGUGACGACAUGCAUGCAGUGGAUCUUUUGUAGUGCAGGCACCUUCCUUAUGUACAUAAAGCAUUCUACAACAAUGCAAUUUCACAAUCCUAUGGGACUAUAAGUGUGAGAGCUCGGAGUGUACUGGCGCGCUAUAUCUAGCGUAAUCCUGCCGUAAUCCCUUAAAGCCAAUAGCCUCGCGUGGCUAUACUCAGGGUGAUUCUAUU